AUGGCCCAUACAUUUUUUGAGAAGGAGACCGCAGAGGUUGAAUUCAAAGAAAAUGUGCUUGAGAGUGGUGGAGAUGAAGCCGCUCUCGCCAUUGCCGAGCUCGAUUCCAUUGAGCAGACGCCUGUCUCGCACUUUGUCUGGCUUGUCACCGUCACUUGCUCGGUCGCCGGUGCUCUUUUCGGUUAUGAUACGGGUAUCAUCUCCGCUGUGUUGGUCUAUCUCGGCAAAGACCUCAACGGCCGAUUGAUGGAUAAUCAGGAGAAAGAGGCCAUCACCUCUCUUUGCUCUGGCGGUGCCUUCUUCGGUGCUAUCGUUGCCGGUGUAUAUGCUGAUAGAUUCGGCCGCAAAGCUGGCAUCUACAUUGGCUGCAUCCUCUUCACUGUCGGUGCCUUGAUUCAAGCUGUUUCGUACUCAUUCGCGCAAAUGUGUGUUGGUCGCCUGGUUGUUGGCUUCGGUGUUGGUAGCGCCGCCAUGAUCGCUCCACUUUACAUCAGCGAGAUUGCACCAACUAAACAUCGCGGGUUGAUGAUCGGUUUGAAUAAUAUGAGCAUCACUGGUGGGCAGGUGCUCUCUUACGGAAUUGGUGCCGGCUUCGCAUACGUCCCCCACGGUUGGAGAUAUAUGGUCGGUCUGGGCGGUGUACCUUCUAUCGUCCUCGCUUGCCUCCUCCCAUUCUGCCCUGAGUCACCUCGUCAGCUCAUUGUCAAGGGCCGCGAAGAAGAAGCUGCCGUAGUCUUCCACCGGAUCUUCCACAAGGCGACGCCCGAGCAAGUUGCAAACAAGAUCAAGCUCAUCAAGAUGUCUAUGGCUGAAGCCGAGAACGCUACCGAGGGCAAAUCACGCUGGCAGCUCAUCAAGGAGCUUCACACCAUUCCCAGGAAUUUCCGCGCUCUUGUUGUUGCCUGUGGUCUGAUGGUGAUUUCGCAGAUGUCUGGCUUCAACACUUUGAUGUACUACUCUUCUACACUAUUCGCUCUCGUCGGAUUUUCGAACCCUACGGCAGUCGGUCUCGUCGUUGCGGGCACAAACUUCGUCAUGACCUUCAUCAACGCCAUGUUUGCCGAUUCUUGGGGUCGUCGCAAGAUUCUCGUGUCGACGGCUUGGGGAAUGUCCGCCGGCCUACUGUCGGUAGCUGUUGCAUUCCAUUGGAUCCCGGUCAACACCUCGACACUUGAACUCGAGCAAAAAGCCAUCUCCACUGCCGCUAUCGUUGUCCUUGUGUUUAUCAUCUUUUUCGUCAUCACCUACGGUGUAUCAGUGGGCAAUACGGCUUGGAUGAGUACUGAUUUCUUCAGCCAGGAAUGUCGCGCUAUGGGCACAAUGUUCCUGACCUGUUCUUGUUGGGGCUCUAAUGUCAUUGUCUCCUCGACCUUCUUGACUCAGAUGCACUCGCUCACUCCGUCCGGCACCUUCGGUUUCUAUGCGGCCAUUUGUUUUAUUGGCUGGAUCCUGAUCAUUUUCUUCUACCCUGAGGUCUCAGGACUUGCGAUCGACGAGACAUCGCAGGUCUUCGAUCAGUCGACGUUCAAGAUGGUCAGCUUUGCAAGGAAGAGGAGACAAGAGCGCAAGGCUGCUGGCGCGCUGAUCAAGAGCAGUGCCAACAUGGUUGUAGGCCACUAG
Messenger RNA from Ascochyta rabiei, 1620 nucleotides. RefSeq lists its product as uncharacterized. The transcript is spliced from 4 exons. Lineage: Eukaryota; Fungi; Ascomycota; Dothideomycetes; Pleosporales; Didymellaceae. The coding region runs from base 1 to 1620 and encodes 539 amino acids. The record is from RefSeq and is a predicted model, not a curated record. Gene Ontology annotation, biological process: transmembrane transport. Gene Ontology annotation, cellular component: membrane. Gene Ontology annotation, molecular function: myo-inositol:proton symporter activity.